Cyprinodon variegatus (sheepshead minnow) is the source of this 2584-nucleotide messenger RNA. It is a transcript of the gene pomgnt2, whose product is annotated as protein O-linked mannose N-acetylglucosaminyltransferase 2 (beta 1,4-). Gene Ontology annotation, cellular component: endoplasmic reticulum. The record is from RefSeq and is a predicted model, not a curated record. The transcript has 2 exons. Bases 217 to 2073 code for a protein of 618 amino acids. Gene Ontology annotation, biological process: protein O-linked glycosylation via mannose. Gene Ontology annotation, molecular function: protein O-acetylglucosaminyltransferase activity; protein binding. Lineage: Eukaryota; Metazoa; Chordata; Actinopteri; Cyprinodontiformes; Cyprinodontidae.
GCAGAGGCUGCAGGCAGACCUCCCUCUCCUCGGACGGCUCUGCGGUGUCGGUGUCCCGGAGUGUCGGACCCAGCAGCGGGCUCCGUGAGGCGGCCUCUCUGGGUCCCACCAGCCGGUGUUUCCUCGGUGAGCAUCGGUGCGGGUUUUCCUCUAAUGAUGGCUGAAUGAGCUGACCGCUGGGACAGUCUGGAGCUGCUGGUCUUCGCUCUGCAGUUCAUGCUUCCUUGCCUCCGUCGGAGGUCUGACGACAGACAGACCGCGGCGCCUCGGCAACCAUCCAUGCGGGCUUCCGUGGCAGGCUGCAGGAUGGGCUUUGGCGCGCUCCUUAACGGGUUGCUGGUGUCAGUGAUCGCGGCUCUCCUUUGGAAGCACUCCAAGCUGUGUGAGCAUGCGGCCUCACUAGAGGAGGAGCUGCAUAUGACGCAGCAGUCACAGGAGGUCUCUCAGGCCCACAUAGACUACCACCUGGCCCUGCAGGCUCUCCAGGAACAUGGCACCCGCAUGGUGUGCAACGGAAAGAUGCACACUGACCGGAUCUGCCGCUUCGACUACCUGUGCUACUCCUCGGAGGCGGAGGAGUUUGUGUUUUUCCACACCAACUCCUCUGUCAUGCUGCCUAAUCUUGGAUCCAGGCGCUUUCAACCCGCCCUGCUGGAUUUGUCCUCAGUAGAAGAUCACAACACGCAAUAUUUCAACUUUCUGGAACUCCCAGCUGCUACGUUAAAGUUCAUGGCCAAACCUGUGUUUGUUCCAGACGUGACUCUGAUCCUGAACAGGUUCAAUCCAGAUAACCUCAUGCACGUGUUCCACGAUGACCUCCUUCCUGCCUUCUUCACCAUGAAGCAGUAUUCAGACCUGGACAGCGAGGCACGCCUGGUGUUCAUGGAAGGCUGGGAAGAAGGGCCACACUUUGACCUUUAUCGGCUCCUCAGCAGCAAGCAGCCUCUCCUCAAACAACAGCUGAGGAACUUUGGAAAGCUCCUGUGUUUCACUAAGUCCUACGUUGGAUUGUCCAAGAUGACCACCUGGUACCAGUAUGGCUUCGUCCAGCCGCAGGGGCCCAAAGCCAACAUUCUGGUUUCAGGAAAUGAGAUCAGACAUUUUGCCAAAGUGUUAAUGGAGAAAAUGAACAUAACGAGGUGGGAGGAGGAAGAGGGGGAUGGAGGACGGCCAGAGGAAGAGAGGGCGGAUUACAUCGCUGUGUUUAGUCGCUCAGCAACAAGGUUGAUUCUGAACCAAGCGGAGCUGAUAAUGGCCUUAGCCCAGGAGUUCCAGAUGAGGGUGGUCACCGUGUCCCUGGAGGAGCAGUCUCUUCCCAGCAUCAUCCAGGUGAUCAGUGCUGCUUCCAUGUUGGUCAGUAUGCAUGGCGCUCAGUUGAUCACCUCAAUGUUUCUCCCCAGAGGAGCAACUGUAGUAGAACUAUUCCCCUUUGCUGUGAACCCAGAGCAGUACACUCCAUAUAAGACCCUGGCCUCCCUUCCAGGUAUGGACCUUCACUACAUUGUCUGGAGGAACUCUAUGGAGGAGAACACGGUCACCCACCCAGACAGACCCUGGCAGCAAGGGGGCAUUGCCCACUUAGAAAAAGAGGAGCAGCAGCGGAUCCUGGAGAGUAAGGACGUCCCCAGGCACCUGUGCUGCCGGAACCCAGAGUGGCUUUUCAGGAUUUACCAGGAUACUCUGGUAGACAUUCCAUCCUUCCUCCAGGUCCUCAGAGACGGCAUGAAGAGUAAACCAAACCUGAAGAAGACAAAGAUGGCCAGCACAGUCCACCCUGGCCGCGUCAGAGAAGCCCACUGUCAGACGUCAGUGCAGGCCCCUAACCAGGCCAAACUCACGGUUUCCUGGCAGAUCCCCUGGAAUCUGAAAUACCUAAAGGUGAGAGAGGUGAAGUACGAGGUGUGGAUCCAGGAGCAGGGAGAAAACACCUACAUGCCUUAUAUCCUUCCUCAGCAGAACUACACCUUCUCUGAGAACAUCAAGCCCUUCACCACCUACCUGGUGUGGGUGAGGUGCAUCUUUAACAAGAACCUGUUGGGCCCGUUUGCCGACGUUCUGACAUGUCGGACUUAAUAAAUAUGAUCACCUCCCUGUAGCCUCAUUGGAAGUGGAUUAGACUCCACCAGAUUAUAGAGCCACCAUGCCAUACCCCCAUGCAACCACCAGGGGGCACACGAUGGACUCCUAAAGACUCCUGGGUGAUUUAGAGCUUGUUUUCACACUUUCAAAGAUAUUUCCCCUUGAAACGACAACAGUCUUAGUGAGUAAACGUGUUUAGGAGGAAAAUGUUGUCAGAUCUUAGGAUUAGAUUUUAGCUUAAUGCUGUGUAGCUUCUGUGCUCAGAGAUCAAGGAAGAUUUGAUGUAUUCCUGACUUCUGCACCUCAGAGGAACUAUGGUUCACCCCUUUAACUGCAUGAAGGAAGCAUGUUGAGUGGUUUAAGUCCAGACUUUAACUAGGCCAUUCCAAAACAUCAGGAGACAAGCUUAUGGUUGGACCUUCUUCAAGACUCUGCAAUAAAUGGACAAUUCAAUCCUGGGACUGUAAACCCAGAGCAUCAUGCUGCCACUGCUGUGUUUAUAAGC